GAAGCGCGAGCAACGGUUGCUGGUGACAGCUGAGUAGGAGCCCCUAACGGUCUAUUUUAGCAGUUGAUUGGCUGUGUGUUAUACUUAAUCUUUAUUCUCAGUUCCUAACACACAUUUUAGCCGCUGUUACUUUUUAAAUUAAAUUAACCUGGAUUCAUUUUAAUCAUAAUCAAUGACCUUUAUCUCAAAUGGAAAAGACCCUGAAAAGAGAAGACUUGUGGAGAAUGAAAAAACAAAAUCUAAAAGUAGAGAUAAGAGUAUUGGAUACUGGGCCUUGUUUAGAUGCGCCGACACUCGAGACAUAGUCAUGAUGUUGACUGGAGUUAUACUGUCCGUUGCUAUCGGAGCUGUUAGCACGACCAACCUGAUUGUGUACUCGUCCUUCAUUGGCUCAUACAUUGACAAGAUCUCCGCUCAGAAUCUACUUUCUGACGUCCGUGAGUUUUUCGUCGAGAGAAAUAUGUCGCUGGGUGACGUGUUCAGUAACGGACAGAUCCUGAAGCCCUACUGCGAAGACCUGGUCACCUACACUAAUGGAAGCCUGGUCUGUGAAGAUCUGAUUUCAACCUUAGAUAACUCCCGUGAAGUAUUUGACGCCAUACUUGAAAGUUUGGGUAUCUCCAUGGUCAUGCUGGUCGGAGGCACCAUAGCACAAGCCCUGUUUGGUUGGACAGCCCAGCGUCAGGUGUUGAAGAUCCGCCAGCGUCUUUACAGUAAAAUUAUUUGCCAAGACGUCGCUUGGUUCGACAACAACAAACCCGGAGACCUGGCCGUCAAGAUGACAGAUGAUAUUAAUCUGAUCUAUCGGGCGAUUGAAACUAACAUACCAAUGGCCUUGCAGUGGUCAUCUACAGCAAUGUCCAGUAUCGUUGUGACCUUCAUCUACGGGUGGAAGAUGACCCUGGUCAUGUCAGCUGUCCUGCCGGUGUUGAUAACUGGCGCAGCUUUGGCUAGCAGGGGCAGAGGAAAGAAGAACAUGGACGAAAGAGAGGCGUAUGCUGUAGCAGGGACGGUGGCAGAGCAGGCUUUCUCCAACAUCAAGACCGUCGUGGCGUUUGGUGGGGAAGAGAAGGAGGCUCAGAGAUAUUUCAUCAGUUUAAAGAGGGCUCAGCGAUCGGCCGUAGUCAUGGGCUACCUACAUGGGAUAGGACUGGGGAUUCAGUGGGGCUUCUUCUAUAUGGGAUACGCCUUGGGCUUUUUCUACGGCGGACAGUUGGUCAGGCAUCAAGAAUAUACAGUCACUCAGAUGAUGACG
Messenger RNA from Physella acuta, 1255 nucleotides. RefSeq names its product phosphatidylcholine translocator ABCB4. Gene Ontology annotation, molecular function: ATP binding; ABC-type oligopeptide transporter activity. Gene Ontology annotation, cellular component: mitochondrial inner membrane. Lineage: Eukaryota; Metazoa; Mollusca; Gastropoda; Physidae. Gene Ontology annotation, biological process: oligopeptide export from mitochondrion. The record is from RefSeq and is a predicted model, not a curated record.